Callorhinchus milii (elephant shark) is the source of this 4530-nucleotide messenger RNA. RefSeq names its product dyslexia-associated protein KIAA0319-like protein. Bases 156 to 3551 code for a protein of 1131 amino acids. The record is from RefSeq and is a predicted model, not a curated record. Lineage: Eukaryota; Metazoa; Chordata; Chondrichthyes; Chimaeriformes; Callorhinchidae. The transcript is spliced from 21 exons. Gene Ontology annotation, cellular component: plasma membrane; cytoplasmic vesicle.
UGGAGCGGGAGGAGCUGUUGUCGGUCGAACCUCCGGUCGGUGACCGACCCGCCGGGACUGACCGGGACUGACUGACUGGGGCUACGGCUGUGGCUGACUGGCGGCUCUCAUGGAUCGUUCCGGUGUGAAGUGUUCUUGUUUCUGUCAGUGACGUGAUGGCCAUGGACUGGAGGCUGGAACAUAUCCUUGUUCCUCUGAAGCCCUCCAUUAGAAUUGGAGUCCUGGUUAAGUGGACCUACUUUGGAAAGCUAAAGCACUUGUUCUGCAUCUGCUUCUGUCUGACUAUGUUGACUCCAUUUACAAGUGCAAACACAGAGAACUGCGGGAGAGUGACCACCUAUAGCGGUGCGUUUCCGAGACACGGAUUUGGAAGUCAGUUAGCCGAGCGAUAUUUGGAGGAAAGUGGUUCUGUUGAGCUUUGUACACGCGCCUGCUGUCAGAGAUGCGAAUGUAACGUGGCCUGGUUGCUGGAGGGCAAGUGUUACAUUUUGGACUGCAGAGGGCAACGAAAAUUUCAGCUUGUGAAAACGAGCAGACCUGACUCUGUUGUAGUGAUUCUAGAUAAAUUUCCUGCGGGUUGUACCGAUUCAUGGGAUACUUCAGACAAAAUAUCAAACGGACGUUUUCUUGACAAAGCUCCUGGGACGAGGACUUCUGCUCGUCUGGUGCAAACAAAUAGAAACUGGGUCAAUACAGGGCGGUUUUCAGACCGUCCGUUCCCAGCGGACCAGAACAAAGUGUUAUCCAGGACAAAACGGAAAGCUGCUGCACUAUCCGAUCAUGUCACCGAAUUGCCACCAAUUAAUAAAGGACCCGGUCUCCUGAAAGUGACUGAGCAACAGAGCGGUGGCAAUAAGACAUUAAAUCUAUUCGCCGGAGAGAGGGGAAAUCAGAGCACCAAGCAGCCACGACGGAGGCAGAGAAACCUGCAGGUCACGAGGGAGAACCUAAAGGAUCCUAACAUUAUUGCAAGUAGGCGAAAAAUUGAACAUACUACACCCACUGUAGAUGAGAGAAAUCCAGGGGAGAUUCAGACAUCACCUCCAGAGGUACUCAAAGGAAGUUCUUUGCCAAACCUUGCCUCUUUUGCUGCUGUUACUUUGAUUUCCACUUUGCCCAAUUUACCCGUCAACGCAAAAUUGUCUCAAGUGAAUGACACCGGCGACGGUGUCACUGAAACAGUGCCAGUUGUCACGGCUCCGAUGCCAACACUGAACACACAGCCAGGACUAGAGAAACCAUCUGUAGUAGCGCCAAUCACAACCACUGAAUCUAAAACUAGGGCAACCACUAUUGGAACCAAGAAACCAGAGAUGAAGGAACUGAUUGUUUCUGCUGGAGACAAUGUGGAGGUGACUCUGCCAAAGGAUGAGGUCGAACUGAAUGCUUACGUGUUACAGAAUGCGCCAGCAGGAACAAGCUAUGAAUAUGAAUGGGAGCUUAUCACACACCUACAAGACUAUAGUGGUGAGAUGGAGGGUAAACACUCCAAGACUCUCAAACUUUCUAAGCUUUCAGUUGGUUUCUACACGUUUAAACUUAUUGUCAAAGGAGACAAUGCAUAUGGAGAAGGAUCUGUGAACGUGACAGUUAAACUAGCCCCACGUGUAAAUAAGUGGCCUGUUGCCAUUGUCUCCCCAAAGUUUCAAGAGAUCUCACUGCCGACAACCUCCACUUUUAUUGAUGGGAGCCAAAGUACAGAUGAUGAUAAAAUCAUACGUUACGAGUGGGAGGAGGUGAAAGGCCCCUUGCGUGAGGAGAAGGUGUCUGCAAACACACCGAUUCUAAAACUGACCAACCUGGUCCCAGGCAAUUACACGUUCAGUCUGACGGUUGUGGAUUCCGACGGUGCCAGUAACUCAACCACAGCUACGCUCACUGUAUAUAAAGCUGUGGACUAUCCACCAGUGGCCAACGCUGGUCCGAAUCAGGUCAUCACACUACCCAAGAACUCCAUCACUCUUUAUGGUAACCAGAGCACAGAUGACCAUGGCAUCGUUAGCUACGAGUGGUCUCUUAGCCCAAAGAGUAAGGACAAGGUGGUCGAAACGCAGGGUGUACGAACAUCGUCGCUCCAACUGUCAACCAUGAAGGAGGGGGAUUACAUCUUUCAGCUCACAGUCAUGGACUCAGCCGGUCAACAGGAUACUGCUGAGGUCAUGGUUAUAGUACAGCCAGAAAACAACAAGCCUCCAGUGGCAGACGCGGGGCCUGACAAAGAGCUGACCCUCCCCGUGGACAGCACCACCCUCGACGGUGGCAAAAGCACUGACGACCAGAAGAUCGUUUCUUACCUUUGGGAACAAGCAAGCGGCCCAGAUGGUGCGAAGAUUGAGAACGCUGACAGCGCUGUCGCGACAGUGACUGGGCUUCGUGUUGGAUCGUACGUGUUUAUCCUGACCGUAAAGGAUGACAGAAACCUCCAGAGUCAUCAUCCUGUCAGCGUCAUCGUAAGAGAGGAAAGCAACAAGGCUCCUGUUGCUAAGAUUGCAAAGAAUGUGGUGGUCACCCUACCCACCAACACAGCCAUGUUGGAUGGCUCAAAGUCAAGCGAUGACAAAGGGAUUGUCAGCUGCCUGUGGAUAAGAGAUGAGAGUAGCCCAGCGGCUGGGGACGUGCUGAAUGCUUCUGACCAUCAGGCCGUGCUCUUCCUGUCCAACUUGGUUGAAGGAACGUACACAUUCCAUCUGAAGGUCACUGAUGCAAAAGGAGAGAGCAAUGUGGACAGAGCAACUGUGGAAGUGAAGCCUGAUCCCAGAAAGAAUGACCUGGUGGAAAUCAUCCUGGACAUCAGCGUCAGCCAACUAACCGAGCGACAGAAAGGCAUGCUAAUCCGCCAGAUUGCUGUCCUGCUCGGAGUUCUUGAUUCAGACAUUAUUGUACACAGAAUUCAGCCGUACACUGAACAGAGCACGCAGAUCAUCAUUUGUGUGAAGAACGGACAAUCACAGCAUGUGAUGAAGGGGCAAGAUGUAGCUCGGAUACUGAAGAAUAAAUUUCGGAAGCAGAAAUCGGACUUCCUGAUUUUCCGGGCGCUGCAAGUUGACACAGUCAUCUGUCAGUUGAAUUGCUCAGAACACGGUCGUUGCGAUUCUUUCAACAAACGCUGCAUCUGUGACCCAUUCUGGAUGGAAAACUUCAUUCGAGUGCAGCUGGGAGACGGCGAAAGCAACUGUGAAUGGAGUGUGCUGUAUGUUGUAAUCGCAGCCUUUGUCAUCCUGGUCACCACUGGGAUUCUGAUCUGGCUGGCCCUCUGCUGCUGUAAGAGGCGCAAAGGGAAACCCAGGAGAAAGAGCAAGUAUAAAAUCCUCGAUGGUACGGAUGACCACGAAAGUCUGGAGUUGAAGUCGAGUUCCAAGCCCGUCGGCAGGUUAAAGACUCCUGGACAGCACACCAGCCUCAUGAUUUCAGACUCCGAACUCGAGAGCGACGAAGCUAUAUUCACCUGGCCAGACCGAGAGAAAGGGAAACUACUGCGAAAGCAGAACGGGUCCAUCCACAACGGCCAAGUGUCACCAAAAACAAAGAAACAAAGAGAGGAAAUUCUAUAACCAGAGCCUAGAUAAAGACCUGCGAGACCGAUAGACGUAGGCUAGAAACAGACCUCCAGUAUUACACUUUCUCUGCUGAGCAGAAGGAAACUUGCUCUGAAAGAAUAGUGAGUGCUGUGGGCAGAGAGGAGGCUAAGAUCCUGUGAAAUGAGUCUGGUUAUUAUCUUAAUUUGUAAACCGACUCCCUUGUAUCACUGGCGUCUCACUUGAAGGCCAGAAAAGAACUCGGCUGAGGGGAGAGGCAAACUGGUCAAAACAAAAAUGACUUGAGUUGCAGCAAAGCAACUCGUUUCUAAGGCAUCACGACGCAUUGAGUGAGCGCAGACUUAUACCGUUUUUUUCAUUGUAUGGGUGUCCUCUGAUGAUGCCCUCACUAGGGAAUAUAUUAAGUACUGAAAGUGACAGAUUACAUCGAGAAGCCAAAAAUCUAAUGGGAUAACACUGGAUGUCCUACCUGUGAACUUUAAUCACCACCUGAGGUCUGGGUGUGGCCCCUGGCCUCGGGUCAACAACUUAGAAAAUGUGACAAAAUCCACGCACGGAAAACUGAAUACUGUGAUGCACAAUGGCGUUGCAGUUCUGCCAUUGUUGUCGUGAACCUGUAUAUGUCUCCCCGUUGAGGAGCUGUUGUGCAGGAGAGUACAAAGGGAUCGUACAAAGGUUGUGGUCGCCUGUGGCUUAGGAAUCGGGUUGACUUCUGUUCAGAAGUGUUGCACUCCAGUCGAUGACUGUUGAUCACCUUAGCUUUAAAAAGAUACCACUUAACUACUGAUUUUUUUUUUUUUGUGUUUUAAAAUCAGGAUUUUAUUGGUUAUAAAGAUAUUUUUAAGGACUGAUGUAUUAACAGGGUGAUUUCUAAUUUAUUUCUAUGAUGGGAAGCAACUGCUUGGCAAAGUUGUUCCCUCCUGAUGAAUGUAGAAUUAUUUUUUUGCUGCUCGUUUUUUCUUUUUCCUUCAUUAAAACGACGUCUUCCUUGUGA